GGUGGGCGGGGCGCGCGCGCGCGGCCGGGAGCCGCCUGGGCCGCGGUGUCCAGAUCCUGCGUGGCGCGCGGAGCUGCCGGAAGAUGCGGCCGGCGCCCGGAGGCUGUUGCUGCCGCCGCCCGCCGCGGCCGAACGGCUGCGUGGCCAACGGGGAGGUGCGGAACGGGUACGUGAAGAGCAGCGCCGCCGCCGGCCAGAUCCAUCAUGUCACACAGAAUGGAGGGCUGUACAAAAGACCCUUCAUUGAGGCGUUUGAGGAGACGCCGAUGCUGGUGGCCGUGCUCACUUACGUGGGCUACGGCGUGCUCACCCUCUUUGGGUACCUCCGAGACUUCCUGAGGCACUGGAGGAUUGAGAAGUGUCACCAUGCGACAGAAAGAGAAGAGCAAAAGGACUUUGUGUCAUUGUAUCAGGACUUCGAGAACUUCUACACGAGGAACCUGUACAUGCGCAUCAGGGACAACUGGAACCGCCCCAUCUGCAGUGUGCCUGGGGCCCGCGUGGACAUCAUGGAGAGGCAGUCGCAGGACUACAACUGGUCGUUCAAGUACACAGGGAAUGUAAUCAAAGGUGUCAUAAACAUGGGCUCCUACAACUAUCUUGGAUUCGCUCGGAAUACUGGCGCGUGUCAAGAAGCAGCCGCUAAAGUUCUAGAGGACUACGGAGUCGGAGUGUGCAGCACUCGGCAGGAAAUUGGAAACCUAGACAAGCACGAAGAGCUGGAGAAGCUUGUGGCAAGGUUCUUGGGCGUGGAAGCCGCUAUGGCAUACGGCAUGGGGUUCGCGACGAAUUCAAUGAACAUCCCCGCGCUGGUCGGCAAGGGUUGCCUGAUUCUGAGUGAUGAGCUCAACCACGCGUCACUGGUUCUAGGAGCCAGGCUCUCAGGAGCGACCAUUCGCGUCUUCAAACACAACAACAUGCAAAGCCUGGAGAAGCUGCUGAAAGAUGCCAUUGUUUAUGGUCAGCCUCGGACACGCAGGCCUUGGAAGAAAAUCCUGAUCCUCGUAGAGGGGAUAUACAGCAUGGAGGGGUCGAUUGUCCGUCUCCCCGAGGUGAUUGCCCUUAAGAAGAAGUACAAGGCGUACUUAUACCUGGAUGAGGCUCACAGCAUUGGGGCUCUGGGCCCCACAGGCCGAGGCGUAGUGGACUAUUUCGGCCUAGACCCCGAGGACGUGGACGUCAUGAUGGGCACAUUCACCAAGAGCUUCGGUGCUUCUGGAGGCUACAUCGGAGGCAGGAAGGAGCUGGUGCGCUACCUGCGGACCCACUCCCACAGCGCCGUGUACGCCGCGUCGCUGUCCCCGCCGGUGGCGGAGCAGAUCGUCACCUCAAUGAAGUGCAUCAUGGGGCAGGACGGCACCACCCUGGGCAAAGAGUGUGUGCAGCAGCUCGCUGAGAACACGAGGUACUUCAGGAGGCGUCUGAAAGAAAUGGGCUUCAUCAUCUACGGGAACGAGGACUCUCCGGUGGUGCCUCUGAUGCUCUACAUGCCGGCCAAGAUCGGAGCCUUCGGCCGGGAGAUGCUGAAGCGGAACGUCGGGGUGGUUGUGGUGGGCUUUCCCGCCACCCCCAUCAUUGAGUCCAGAGCCAGGUUUUGCCUGUCGGCUGCUCACACCAAAGAAAUACUUGAUACGGCCUUGAAGGAAAUCGACGAAGUUGGGGACCUGCUGCAGCUGAAGUACUCGCGCCACCGCCUGGUGCCGCUGCUAGACAGGCCCUUCGACGAGACGACGUACGAAGAGACGGAAGACUGAGCCUCUGGUGCUCCCGACGGACUGCUCCUCCCGGGACGGCGCCGGGGCCCCAGCACCGCGCUCUGCGGCCACCUGCACUCUAGACGGCGUUCUGUAAAUAGUCCAGAAUUACUUCACACCCUCCCCUGGCUCCAUUUCGAAAACCUUGAAGACAGAGGUGACUCGCCUUGCUUUUUUUUUUUUUUCUUUUUUCUUUUUUGGUCCAUUAAAAAAUGGUUUCUUUGAUAACUCUUCUCCUUGUGAGCUCACGCCGACCCUCGCCUGGCCCUGGCUGACCCUCUCCCAGCCUGUCGGAAGCUCCUGCUGCUCCCGCCACUGCAGCCUGGGGUCCACGGCCGCCUCCCGGGAGCAAGUGCCUUCCAGGCCUCAGAGCUGCCGGCCUGGGCGCCCUCGCCGGUGAGCCUCUCGUCAGCUGCGGUGUUCUCCCCCGGCCGCGGCUGUCAGGAACCACCGUGCACGUUAGCAUCGCUGUAACUUCCCCGGCCCUGCAGCCCAAAGGCCUGGUCUUGUUCCAUUCCGUUCCGGCUUCCACAUUUCUUCUUCCCACCAAAUAUUUAUCUGACCGUCACUGUUUGAGGGGACGUCUGUUUUCUGAGUUCUUUUCUCACUCCCAGCCACUGUUGGUAAAGCGCCCACACCUGUCCUGUCCACCAGCUCCGGAAGCUGCUCAGGAGAGUGACUUCCACUGGCGAGAAGGCAGAGCCGGGCGAGGAGGACUGAGGGCCACUUGAGCUUCUCGCUGGUGGCAGCCAGGUGAGGGCUCAGGAAGAGCACUGAAUUCUCUGCUCGGGAAUUUGUCGUGUUCCCGUCAAUAUUUGAGGACUGACAUGGCUAACUGUCCCAAACUCUUUUGAUGGCGUCAGACAAUGGGAACUUCUGGCGUCUGGAACUUGAGAUUCCCUCUGUCCUUCGCUUACUUUUUGGUCCCCUGAGGAAUUCUGAACACCUCUCAGCCAGCCUGGACUUCUCUCUUUUUUUGACUGUUAGCAUACCAGGCGAGGGAGCUGCAACCAGAGAGCUUUUACACUACUUGACCAAAGAGCAGAUAGGAAAGUCACAAUGUCGAAGUUCUUUCAUUGUUACUGUUUUUCUUCUGUUGACCAAAGCUUAAGUGAAGAGA
Molecule: messenger RNA, 2874 nt
Organism: Erinaceus europaeus (western European hedgehog)
Lineage: Eukaryota; Metazoa; Chordata; Mammalia; Eulipotyphla; Erinaceidae
Gene: SPTLC2
Product: serine palmitoyltransferase long chain base subunit 2
Exons: 12
Coding region: 84-1754 (556 amino acids)
Biological process (GO): sphingosine biosynthetic process; ceramide biosynthetic process
Cellular component (GO): serine palmitoyltransferase complex
Molecular function (GO): serine C-palmitoyltransferase activity; pyridoxal phosphate binding
Source: RefSeq, a predicted model, not a curated record